This is a messenger RNA of Patella vulgata (common limpet), 10841 nucleotides long. RefSeq names its product adenylate cyclase type 9. The transcript has 7 exons. Gene Ontology annotation, molecular function: adenylate cyclase activity. Lineage: Eukaryota; Metazoa; Mollusca; Gastropoda; Patellidae. The coding region runs from base 452 to 4045 and encodes 1197 amino acids. The record is from RefSeq and is a predicted model, not a curated record. Gene Ontology annotation, biological process: adenylate cyclase-activating G protein-coupled receptor signaling pathway; cyclic nucleotide biosynthetic process; intracellular signal transduction.
CAACGGAACAGCUCAAACAUUACUCUAGCGGUGUAUCGGAGAACCUCGACUGAUUAUUAGCGGUGUUGAAUACAGACGGGCACAGUUCCAUUGGUUGCGAGGUGAAAGCCUCAUAAGAAGGAAGAAUGGCAUAGAGGAGACAGCAAAUUAAGCAGCAAGUAGGCUAGGAAAUAUAGUACCGGUAGUGUUUUAUAUACGGUAUUUCAUAAACCGUUAUGUUCAUUGCUGUUAAAAUGCUUUGGAUGCAUGAACUUUCGCCAGAUUAAGUGUUGACUAUACGGUGAACAGUGAACAAAACUGGAAGGGAAGGACACUAUAUAGGAUUAUAUCAACAUGUUGUGUGUAGCCUGGUUUUAAGACAUGUCUUCAUCGUGUAUAUGUUGUCUUCUGUAGUGCAUUAGACUAGAGGACUUAUAGCAAUUAGUUUGUUCUGUAGACGAUUUGUUUCAAAAUGGCGAGUAAUGGAGAAACGGCAGUUUUUAAUGCUAUCGACCCUGAGUCAGUUCAGGUUGAUAUUAAAUCUCCGGCAAAAAAUCGCUAUACAAGUUCUCCUUUGCACCCUAAUAAACGUAAGGGGCCGGUACUCUUUGAACGUGCAUCAGGAAGCUGGUGGAAUCCUAAAUUCGAUUCUUCAAUCCUAGAAGAAUAUCUCUGGCAGUGUUAUUUUCCUCAAACUCAGAGGCGAUUCCAAUAUGUUUUGCUUUAUAUUGUGGUGGCCUGUGCUGCAUGGUGUAUAUUUUUUGGAUUAAUGCGAGAAAAUAAUUGGAUAGUGUAUGUGUCAGGAGCUGCAGUCCUAGCCCUAAUUUCAAUUCUAACAUUGGUUUUCACUAAAACUGGUAAAUAUCCGUUGAUGUAUAUUCCUACAUCGGUUGUGUACACUGUUGUUCUAGGGCUGUUGCUACUGGUAGGGUUUUUGUUCAACCCUGCAGAUCUAUCCACAGUGGGCUCAUUCUGUGCUUCUGUGGAAAUACUGUUGCUUGUGUAUACGUUUAUUCCUAUGCCUCUUUUUGUGGCAGUAUUAAUUGGAGGAGGGUAUUCUAUAAUAUACGAAGUAUUGACUGCCCUUGGACAUCCCAUCAUGAACCGUUAUGACUUUAUUAUUGGGAAAAUCCUCUUGCACCUCUGUAUUCAUCUAAUUGGAAUUCAUAUCUUCUUUAUGUCAGAAGUACGACGUCGCAGUACUUUCUGGAAAAUAGGACAGUCAUUGAUUGUCAAGCGAGAACUGAUUCGGGAGAAAAAGAAUAAAGAAAAAAUGAUCCACUCACUUAUGCCUCCAUCCGUUGCUGAAGAAGCAAUGAGAACAAGAGAAGGCAAAGAAAAGGAUGAGGAUGAUCCAUCUAAGAAGAAAGGGAAAGUCAAGUCCGCUAAAGGAAAAAUUAUAUUCCGAAGUUUCAAUAUGAACAAAAUGGAUAAGGUGAGCAUCCUUUUUGCUGACAUUGUUGGAUUUACUAAAAUGAGUUCCAAUAAAACUGCUGAAACACUUGUAGGACUCCUCAAUGAUUUAUUUGGUCGAUUUGACAAGCUGUGUGUGGAUACUGGAUGUGAGAAAAUUACUACUCUUGGAGAUUGUUAUUAUUGUGUGUCUGGAUGUCCCAAACCUCGGGAUGAUCAUGCUGAAUGCUGCGUUGAAAUGGGGCGAGGAAUGAUCAAAGCUAUUAAACAAUUUGAUGAGGAGAAAAAGGAAUCUGUAGACAUGAGGGUUGGUGUUCACACUGGCACUGUCCUCUGUGGAUUGGUGGGUAAAUGUCGGUUUAAGUUUGAUGUAUGGUCGAAUGAUGUAACAUUAGCAAACAAUCUGGAAUCUACUGGUAGACCAGGUCAGGUACAUAUCUCCGAAUGUACAUAUGCCUAUAUAAAAGAUGAUUACGUGGUUGAACCUGCUGAGCCAAUAGAAGAUUUAAGAACUCACAAGGUAUUGAUAGAACAUUACAGUUCAGUGUCAUCAAGUUUUACCAUACGACAUACUGAAGAACAAAAAAAAUUGAACACAUACUUCGUUAUUGACAAAAUAAAGAAAGGGAUCGAGAAAGAUGGUUCAACUAAUAAUCUUGUAGUAAUACCAAUGGAAGAAUCAGAAGAUCAACUCAAGGGUGAAAAACAAGCAGAAAAUAUUACGAGUGAUGGAGACGUGGUAAUCAAUCAUCUUGAUAGAGAGAGUUCUGGCAUCAAUGGAGUUACCCCAUCUACACUGUUAACACGUAGACAUAGUGAUACAUCAAUGGAUAAAAAUAUGGAAGACAAAGGGAAAAGUUACUGUAAAUGGACUCCAUGCUGCUUUCAUCCGGCCUUUAGAAAAUCCUGUAGUGACUCCCAUUUGUGCUCAUUUAGUUCUCACCCUUACCUGUCACUCAAAGCACAAGCUCCUCCUACACAACGUGGUUCCGAUGUUGAAGCAGCGGGUGAUCCAAGUUUGGUUCCUAUGAACCCAGAUUGGACAAACUGUUCUCAUAUGAAAGAGGAAAAUGAUAAUAAGAUUGUUGCCUGUAUAAAUGAAAACGUGAAAAACAAAUCAUUCUUCUAUGAGCCAGAAAUCAACAGGUUAACUCUCUGUUUUCUGAAUGCAGACAUGGAGGAAGAUUUUCGAGAUCAUUAUCUGGAGAGUAACUUGGGUAAAGAAGAAACGAUGGCAUCACCUCGGUAUCACUCCCUUAUAGAAGCUGUUUUAUCCUUGAUUGUGUUCAUAUUGAUAUCUAUUUGUUGUUUCUUAGUAUUUGGAUAUCAUAUUGUCUGGCUGUUUGUGUUUAUUAUAGCUCUUAUUAUUGAGAUUCUCGUCCUCAUCCAGUUGGCAACAGACGUUAAAAUUGGAUUGAAGAAAAAAGAAAAAUGUAGCAUGUUAAUGCACAUAUUGUCUGGGUGGUACUUUCGCAACUCCAUGGGAGCUGUCAUUGCCAUUAUACCCAUCAUUGCUGUAUACUCAAACCUGUCUUGUGAGCUGGCAACCAAUGACCAAUGGAAGGACCGAUUUUUCUGUUUUACAGCAAUUGUUGCACUGCUUCAUUUCUGUAAUUUUACAAUGCUCAGCGCCUGGGUCAAGUCGUUCUUGGUAACAGUGGCAGGAAUCGCUCUUUUAAUAUUGCUCAGUGUCCGUUUUUGUCCACCAGAGGAAUUUGUUCAUGUUAAGCCAAUAGUCACCUUAUUUGCCAAUACUACUUCCGCAAGUCCAACUUAUAAAGUCAACCAAUCUACUCUGUCAGAUCAUUUGUUCUCCGGUGAGAAUAAUUUACGUUACGAAAUUAUACUAGACAUUAUCCUCCUUCUUCUCUUGAUACUCUUUAUAAGUAGAGAAUUUGAAAUCAGCUACAGACUAAGUUAUUUUGGAAGUUCUCAAUCUGAGAAACAGAGAGUUCAGAUGAUGGAAAACAAGGAGCAAGCUGAAUGGUUGUUACACAAUAUUGUUCCAGCCCACAUAACUGCAAUAGUAAAGCAAACUUCAACAUAUUCUAAAAAUCAUAAAGAUAUAGGUGUUAUAUUUGCUACCAUUGUCAAUUUUAAUGAUUUUUAUGAUGAGUCAUAUGAAGGAGGUCGAGAGUAUUUGAGGGUUUUGAACGAGCUGUAUAGCGAUUUUGAGGAUCUGCUGGAUGAGCCACGUUUUAAGGACGUUGAAAAAAUUAAAACAAUCAGCAGCACUUUCAUGGCUGCCUCAGGACUGAAUGAGCAAAAUCGUGCAAAAAAUAAGAACCCGAAUGCCCAUCUAUAUGCUCUAUUAGAGUUUGCACAGGAACUUCAGAAUAAAAUUGGACAGUUCAAUGAUAGUAUUUUUAACUUUGAUUUUCAAAUGAAAAUAGGGUAUAAUUUCGGAGAAGUCACCGCUGGUGUUAUUGGAACAACUAAACUACUAUACGAUAUCUGGGGAGAUACUGUCAACAUCGCUAGUCGUAUGUACUCUACCGGAGAAAUGGAUCAGAUUCAAGUCCCAGAAUCUACAGUACAACGCUUGGGAGACAAAUUUUCAUUUGGAAAUGAAAGAAAAGUUUUGGUGAAAGGAAAAGGGGAGAUGAAAGUUUAUUUUUUAGAAAAGAAAAUAGAAGGAGCAACAUGGGAAUAAUACUAUUGUUAAUAGUUUAUAUUUAUUGAGAUGAUAUAUAUGUUAAAUAUUUAUCAUGUUAUUUAUUAAACCAUCUUGUAAAUAGUAUGUGUAUUAAUAUUAAUGCAACUGUUUACAUUUAAUACAUUUUUGCCCUGUUCGCAUUACUUACUUGUUGUACAUUAACUUUACCAAGCCUCUUAGGAUUUUGUGAACAAUAGUAUGUAUAUAUAGCCUAUCAGUAUAUACAAAUAGAUAUAUUAGAGACCAGAAAUGUGUAUUAAAAAUACCUGGUAAGUAGUUUUGCAGUAUAUAAAGGAAACUACUAAUUUUAAUACAAAUUUCUGUAAUAAAUCAAGCAUAAACUUUUCAAAACCAUCAAAUAAUCAAUUAUGAUUAAGUAAAAUGUAAUCAAUGUCCUUGAAAAAAAAAAUUGCGUAAUUAUCUGGUUGAUAGCCUUCUGAUCUGUUUAAAUGGAAAAAGUCACAGUGCCGACAGAUAGAUAUGGCCGGUUAGAUUCAUUUCAAGGCGUAUUUCUGGUUGCAUUAAAUUUUUGUUUUAAUUAUUUUAGAAUAUUUGUUAGUGUUGCCUUAAUGGUGAUACAUAUCAAUUUGAACAAGGCCUUUGCCACAUAGCUGUCUCCAUAACUCUUACUGGUAAUGUAAGCUUAAUGUGAUAUAUGCAAGAAUUGAGGCUUAAUCAAUGGUAGUCUAUAAAGACUACGAUGGAACCUCUAGGCUUUGGUCCGCAUGUAAAUCAUCAUAUUUUUUUUUUCAUUUUGGGUGUUUAUUUUUGCAAUGUCUAUAGCCUGUCUUGUCCGCAGGUUUAUCUUGUAGAUUUUCGUUUUGUGUGUAGUUCAGUCCUGCUGCACUUACUAAUAGUCUUUACAAAAUGUUUGUUAGCGGGAGUCGACAGAACCAUCACAGUUGUUAACUCCUGUUGUCACAUAAAAAAAUAUUAGUGAGAGAGGCUUGUCAAAUUUCAACCUUUUAUGGAGACAUAUGGUCUUAUUUAACUUGACUGUUGAAUUUAUAUUUUAAUUUUUCUAGAAGUUUACUUCAUCAGCUUUUAACAGAUGUGAAAAUAGUGUACCUGUACAAGAGUUGCUUCCCUUAUUUAGUAUGCAGGCAUUGAACAUACCCGGUAAUUAUAUUAGUGGGAUUGUUGUGUUGUAGUAGUUUUAAGAUCCGAAUCGAUUCCCAAGUUUAAAAUAAUAAAAUAUUAUGGAGUGCUAUAGAUUGAGAUGUAGAAUUUGAUUAUGUAGAGAACUUUCUAGUGAAAUAUGGAAUGAAUUACUACUAUAUGUCCGUAAUUAAUUGAUGUAUAGCUUAUUACAAGAAUCUCAAAUUCAAUAAUGGAGGCUUUUAUUUAUUGAUAAGUUUUUUUUAAAUAUCAAGAAAUUCCAGGAAGGUAGAAUGCUUGUUAAUUAAUGGAAAUAACCAAUGGUAAUUGAACAAUUAAUAAAGGUUCAUAAUUCCUAUCCAUUGUCCUGAUCCCUUUGUAAAUUAUUUGCAAUAAAAUAUGUUUAAACUAACAAAAAGCAUGAAAAUGUUGAGAAAAUAAAACCAUUAUAAUUUAUUAAACUUUUGAUUGAAAUUUCAUUAAAUUGUAAUAAAUAUUUUAAUUACAUUAACGUAUAUCUAUAUAUUGCCUGUCAACUCAUAUUUUGUACAUAAAUAAACUCAUUCAUAAUUCUAAAAACCUAAUGUAUUAUAUAAUAUUUAUGUUCUUUUUAAUAUAUUUAAUCUUAUUUCAUAUAUCCUCUAAGAAUUAUUCAUUCUAAUAUAAUUUGUAUACUUCUUUGAACAAGUGAUGUUUGUGUUAGACAUUGUUCAAAAAUAAGACUGUUGUUAAAUGUUAGCAUCUUUAAAAUGUAUGGUAAACCAUUCUUAGAAUAUAUAUCUUAUGUAAUAUUGUAGUCUUAACCAAAGUAUAUGCAAUGGUUAGACCCAUUUUCAAUGUCUUGGGGGGGAAAAAAAAGACACAAAAGAGACAAUUUUCAACUUGGAAAGGUUGUCGUUUGGAUUGUUGGUAAACUUUAUUUAUAAAUUUAACUUAUUAAUCCUAAUUACAAAAUAUAAUGAGGUCUAUAAAGUUUAUCUAGAAAUUGAAUAAAUAGUGUGUUGAUUUGACUACAGGGAUUAAAGAGAGUUACUGUGUAUUUUCGUUACUUCAAUAUUUUUUUUUGAUUUGUUAUAAUUAAUAUAAAGCUUUUCAAUAUAUAUACACAUAUUGUAAAUAUACACAUAGAUAUAGUAUAUGUACAGUUUAAAUAAUAUUACUUAUAUUGGUGCAAACUUUUAUUACUUAUAGCACCGUCCUUUUAAUCUCUAAAUGUUGGAAGUUUUUAUAGCUGUAUUUUCUUGUACAUAGUUGUUUAUGUACUGGUCUCCAAUCCAUUAUACCGUUCCUAGAAAUUCCAAGUUAAACCAUUUAAGUUACACCAAGCUAAGUUAAACCAUUUUACCAAUCUGACUAAAACACAGAUCCUAUUCGUUUCGUUUUUUAUAGCUCAAAAUUUUGUUUUGUCUGUACUACACUAGGAUCUGGAAGAGUUGUUAUAUAACAGGCGUUCUGGAUCGCGCAAGGGAUUAGCCAAUGAAACCAUCUGUUAUGGGGACUUCUUGGCGUGCCAUGCACAGAACUGUGGGUAAAUCACUAGAAACGUCAACGCUGAUUGAUUAAUCAAUGUCUGAAGUCAUAAGGUUAAAAGCCGCUCAUAACGACCCCUGACACGACUGGUCAGAUCUUGUUGUAGUGUAGCCCAUCGAAAUAUAAAUAAACGAAACGAAAUAUAUAUCUGUAUUUUAAUCAGAUUGACCAUUUUACCAUCAAUAAUAGCUUCUUAAUACAAAACAGCAAAUACACAAUGGAAAAAUAUAUGGCAUUUUUUUAUCUAGUAGAUGAAUUAUUGUUAAAAAUGUAUUAUCCAACGGAUAACUAAAACAAGGACAGAAGAUGUUUUCAAAGGAAUUGAAAGUAUGUAUUCUGUUGCAUGUAGAAUUAUUUAUUACUUAAAGAUGCAUUAUGUAAGAGCUUAACCUGCUAAUGCAGAUCUUUCGUUUGACCUAAAAUGUUAUAUAAAUCAUUAGUUAGACAUUUAUUCAAAUGCCAAGCUCUAGACCAUCAGAUGCUUUUCAUUUUCAAUGGAUUUAAACAUGAUUACUAGUUAAUGAUUUAAUUAUAAAAUGGUUAAUCGAGACUUUGUUUAUUAUCGUAAGAACGGUAGAAAUGACAAUCGAAGUAAUUUGACUGAAAUUUUCAACAUAUUCCCUUUUCAUUAUCUAUUUUUUUAACUAUUAUAGCGAGAACUGUCAACUCUUUAUCAAAAUCUUACAUAAUGCAUCUUUAAACAAACCAUCCCACCUUUGCACAAAUCUUUUACAAAUUUGCAUAACUAUGUACAAUGUUACCAAUAUUAGCAUAAAAACAAACAGAUAAAAGUGUUUGACUGUGUGAAUAUACUGUGCAAAGGGUUUGGUUCCAUUCUUUGAUGAACUGGGUUCAAUAUUCAGGUUUGCACUAUAUUCACUUUUGUAUAAUAUUUGUUAUAGAAUUAGAUAUUGUUGUGUAUACAUUUUAUUUAUAUAAAAACCCCAACUUCAUUUAUCAUUUCGAUAUCAUUGAAAUAACAUGAUUAAAUGCCAUCAUGUAUCAACCAAUAAUUUACAAUAGAACUUGAGAGGCUGUCACCAUUAUGCUGUGUUCAGUAGCCUCAAAUAUAAAAUUAAUAUCAAAUUUAGAAUAUCAAAUUUUGUCUGAGCAUUAUGUAUACUUUAAGAAAAUGUUUCGUUUUUGAAAUGAAAACCGACAUCUGCAUUUAAUUUGGUUAAAAAUAUAAUUGUCAAUUUUAUUGGAUGUUUUAUGUCGAUAUUGUCAACACAAUAUACCCUUAAUUAGUAAACCAUAACACACCAAUCAACCCAAUUCAAUACUUUAUAUUUACUUAAAUCAAUAGGUUUAGCUCACUUUAAAACUUUGAGAGUGGAUUUUAUACUAAUAUAUACUAUACUAUUCAAAAAAAGUAGGGGAUAUUUGAUUUUGGGGGCAUAAUACUAAAAUAUGCAAAUGACUACGAAAAAAGUCACUAUAGAACCUAACAGAAGAAACAUUUCCAGUUACAUGUGACGCCCAAACGCGCCAAUAGCUACCGCAUGGAAUGCAGGUGAUGCUUGGGAUCAUCAUGGGGGUCCAACCCAAGAUUUGCACGACUCUGACUUUGAAUGUUACAGUCAUUGUGGCAUUGAAUUCCAGGGUGGAAACAUCAGUUUAAUUGUUUUAGUGACCAGAAAACAAAUUUUGAUAUGCGUCGGCUUACCCAAAAUGAAAGGUUACGUGCCCUUGGCAUGCUACAGAUCGGCACAACACAGGCGGUUGUGGCGCGGACGAUGAAUGUUUCUCAGUCUGUCAUAAGCAGGCUAUGGUCCAGAUACCGUGAUACACAAUCUGUACAGGACAGACCACGCUCAGGUCGACCAAGGGCGACAACUCAAGCCCAGGAUCGAUUUAUCCGUACCUUGGCCUUGAGAAAUCGUGUCAUCACAGCAAAUCAGAUCAGCGCUCGUCUUCAAACAGACACUGGUGUGAGAGUGAGUGGCCAGACGAUUCGGAAUCGACUGCAUAGGGGUCACCUUCGCGCCCGACGUCCUCGCGUGAUCCCUUGUUUGAGAGAUCAUCACAUUCAGGCAAGACGUCGUUGGUGUAGGGAUCGUCAACACUGGGAUAAUCGACGCUGGAGCAAUGUGAUGUUUUCAGAUGAGUCAAGGUUCACUGUUGAUUUUUUGGACAGACGUAGGAGGGUGUGGCGUCGUCGAAACGAGCGCUUCCAAGACGUUAACGUCAUCAGACAUGAUCGAUUUGGGGGUGGUUCUGUUAUGGUGUGGGGAGGCAUCACUGUUGCUGGAAGAACGGCUUUACAUGUUGUUGCAGGGCGUGUUACAGGCCAGUACUACCGGGACAACAUCUUGGCAGUCCAUGUUGUGCCGUUCGCACGACGUCAUGGCCGCCGUUUCAUCUUCCAGGAUGACAACGCAAGAUGUCACAGGGCCAGGAUCGUUACAGGUUACCUCCAACAACAGAACAUCACCACAUUACCUUGGCCAGCACUGAGUCCCGACUUCUCCCCCAUCGAGCAUGUCUGGGACAUGCUUGGACAGAGGUUACGUCAACGUCAACAACGUCCUGCCAAUGUCCAAGAACUUGCUGCUGCGUUUCAACAGGAAUGGGACAAUCUGGACCAAAAUGACCUUAGACGUCUCAUUAGGAGUAUGCCACGUCGGAUCAAUGCUUGUUUGGCAAACAGAGGAGGAUUUACCCGUUACUGGCUUGGUUGUGAUGCUGUGGUAAUUUUGCUGUUUGACCCCGGGUAUCAUUUUACCCUUAUAAUGGUCAGUCUGUGCCUUACUUAGUCUAACGAUCAUUUGGAAUAAAUCGAUGAAUGUGAACUUCAUUUCAUUUUGUCAUUUGUUUCUUCGUCAGUUUCAUUAGGUGACUUUAAUAACACUUAAAAAUCAAAUAUCCCCUACUUUUUUUGAAUAGUAUAGUAACUGAUUGUUAUAUAUUAAUCACUGAAAUUAUUCUAUUAGAUGUUGUUCUUGAAACCUAUAACAUUAGUACAAAACCAACUAUUUUAUACUAUAUAGAAUAUUAUUUAUUGUAAAAUAUUUUAUUAUAGUUUAAUCAACAUUAUUAUUACACCCAUAGAUAAAUUAAAUGUUAUACUUGAUACUACUAUAUUAAACACCUUUUGUUGUCAGCUUUUUGUCAUAUUUAACUUUAAAUACAGAAUUAUUUCCUUUUUGUCCUCAAAAUUAAAUUAUACAUGAAAACAUUGAGUUUAAAUACAACCUUCAUAAAAAAAGGGCCAGAUUAUAUGAAAAAGAUAAAAUCUUCAAGAUACAUUGUCCUGAAAGUAUUUAUCGGUUGUUAUUUCCAAUAAAAGUAUGGCAAAUUUGGUAGUAUGGAAAGUAUAGACACCUAAUCUUACUAAAAAAAAAUACUGGAUUACCCGUAAAACACCCAUGGAGCAAACACUGGGCAAAAAUGUCAGGGUAUCACUAAUUGGCACCCGACUGUUGUCUGUUAGCUUUUUGUGUGCGAGCUUGACUGAGGGAGCGGAUAUUAUUUCUUGAUCAAAUGAUUAGGCUGUUUUGGGAACAUUGAGGGGUGAACAAAAGAUUCUGCAAUUAAAUGGCAGAAAAAGAAGAUGACAGAAGGUAUUUAAAAAUUUACUUAGGCCUUAGUAUGUUUGGUAAAUGUGCAGGAAAAAAUGAUAAAUACUUUCUGAAACAUGGACCCUCCCACAAUGAAGCUAAGGUGAUAAACAUGGCGUCUAACAACAGUUUAUUUAUAGCUAUAGGUAUCCCUGGCAAAUACAAAGUUUUGCGAGGGAAUUGAAGCAAAUUUUUGGUAAGAUUGAUUAUUUUGAAUCUGUUUUUAGUCUAAAUAUAUCAUGAAAUCACACAGUUUGUAUGCGGGGAAAAAAACUUUAAAUAACCACAAGUUAAUUCUGGCAUGUUGGGGCAUGAAUUGGAGAAGGUAUUGUUAUAUUCUGUUGAAUUGUAUACAUUUUUCCUUAGAAAGCUAUCAGAUUUAAUUCUGAUGAAAAUUUUUAUUAAGAUAGCACUAGGGUCAGAAAUACACUUUUUAAGAGCUAAUUUAUUGUUUUAUCCCCCAUCUCUGUAGAAACCAUUGAUUUUAUUAUUGUUUUUUGAGUAUGUUUGUAGUAAAUAUAUAAUAUUAUGUUUUUGUUUUAUUAGCUUGUUGUUAGCCUAUCCUGUCUUUAAAUUGCUCAAGUAAAAGCCAGUUGGCAAAGUUU